Molecule: messenger RNA, 342 nt
Organism: Aspergillus versicolor CBS 583.65
Lineage: Eukaryota; Fungi; Ascomycota; Eurotiomycetes; Eurotiales; Aspergillaceae
Exons: 3
Coding region: 1-342 (113 amino acids)
Source: RefSeq, a predicted model, not a curated record
AUGAAGCUCAGUCUUGGAACCCUUGCCCUGGCCCUCGGAGACCUCAACAUGGUUUCGGCCUUUACGGAAACCUACUCCUGUUACAGCAACAAGUGUACUGGCGCGUGUACACCGACCGAUGGCGGACGGGACGGCAUCCCGACUGAAGUCCAAUGGGGCGAAGGCCAAGCAUGGUGCUAUCUCAAGAAGACUGGGAGAAGACCUGGGUCGGAGGAUGCACCUAUUACUUGCUUGGAUGGUGUAGGAUGUAGCGUGCCAGCGUCCGGAGCGGGGUAUUUGGCUGAGAUUGCUUGUCUUUGCAAGGCCGAGUACAUUUCUAGUGGGGGCAUGAUCGGGCAAUGA